AUGCCGGAUCGCUUUAACCCGCAAAUACCGUUUUCAAUUGAAUUGGUUUUACAAGAUUCUAAGGGUGAUCGUAUACAUGCUACAAUCGGAAAGUAUGUUCUUAAGUUUUUUAGGAACAAGAUACAUGAACUUCGCUUAUAUCGUAUGAACUACUUUGUAGUCAGACCAAAUAAUUUGAAGUUGAGGACUACGACACACAAGCUGAAACUGACAUUUACUCAGAAGACAUUUGUCGAGGAAACAAAUGAUCCUUCAUUUCAUAUGAACAUCUUUAACUUGCGCCCUUUUCACCAACUAACAAAUGAACAUGAUGUCGAUGAGACAUAA
Nicotiana tabacum (common tobacco) is the source of this 327-nucleotide messenger RNA. The record is from RefSeq and is a predicted model, not a curated record. Lineage: Eukaryota; Viridiplantae; Streptophyta; Magnoliopsida; Solanales; Solanaceae.